CACUUCCUGGCGUCUACUCGGAAGGCGGAAAAGCGGUGCGGUGGGGCGCUCUGCGCUUGCCCCGCCCGCAGACGGGACGGCUUCUGGCCUCCCGGGCCCGGCCCCCUCCGAUCCGCGGGCCAUGGCGUCGGGGGCGCCGCGGGAGCCUGCAGGCGAGAGCAUCAAGUUGUCAGCAGAUGUCAAGCCGUUUGUUCCCAAAUUUGCUGGGCUCAGUGUGACAUGGUUAGAAUCUUCAGAAGCAGGCGUGUUCCCUAGCUGUGCAACCCCGUACUAUCCUUGUGUUCAGGAAUUACAAGUGCCUGAGCAGAAAUUCUAUCCUGAAGAUACGGCCUUUGGAGCUUCAACAUCUCAACCUCAGUAUUUACCUUCCGAGAUGGCUCUUUGUCCAGACACCUAUUCUCCUUACACUGCGGAGUCAGCACAAAAUAUUUGCCUGGUACCUAGUUCCCAGCAUGAUUACAACCAACCCAGUUGUUACCGAAGUUUCCAGACAGUGAAGCCGCGGUAUGAGCACGUGUUCCCUCUCUCUCAAGAUACGAAAGCUCUGUUUAAGAAAAAAAUAUAUGAUGAGCAAAAGUUUGACUCUAAGAAAGCUGAUGGAACUAUAUCAUCUGAUAUAAAAUCAAUAAAAGGUUCACAUGUGUCCAUUCAUGCUGGCACUAAUUUGAAAUCAGAUGGUUAUCAUAAACGAACAGGCAAGAAAUCCAGAAUCAUUGAAAAAAGUGGACCUGCCUCCAAACCUGAGUUUGAAUUUUCCAGGUUGGAUUUUCCUGAACUACAGGGUGCAGAGAACAAUGCGAUAGUAGAGACACCAAAACAACCUAAGUGGGGGCCAUUGCGCUCCGUCUCUACAGACACUUCUCUUACAAGAGAAGUGGUGAAACCCGCAGCAGUGUUAGCAGAGGGUGAAAUAGUGGUGAAAAAUAAUAAUCCAACUGACUCUGUAACUGAUAAUGCUACUACCAAUCCCUCUUCAUGUACAAGAGAGUUAUCCUGGACGCCAAUGGGUUAUGUUGUCCGGCAGACCUUACCUACAGAACCGUCACCAGCCCCUAGAAAUGUCACUUCCAUGAGAAACAUAAAGAUGGUUGCUUCAUCAGCAGAUCCUAAAAAUGGUAGCAUAUCAGCUUCUCAAGUUUUGUCCUCGGAUCCUUCCUACAACAGAAAGAAACCCGUUGUCCAUCCUACUAUAAAGUCUAAAGUAUCACACGGUGGUGAGCCUGAGCAAAAGGAAGCCUCAAGAAAAAAUAAGAAAAAGGAAGAAAAGUCAAAAUCAAAAUAUGACGUCCUUACAGUUCAAGAGCUGCCGAGGAUUGAAGUACAUAUUUCUCCCCUUGUGUGGUAUAAUAGAUGGGAUACGGAGGAGUUCCCCAAUCUGGCAGUGGCAUCUGAAAGAAGAGACAGAGUAGAGUCACCGAAAUUUCAAUCUAAACAGCAGCCACAGAAUAAUUUUAGAAGUAGUGGAAAGAAGAGCCAAAUUCCAGUACAGUUGGAUUUGGGGGGAAUGCUGACAGCACUAGAAAAGAAACAGCACUCCCAGAACGCAAAGCAGUCCUCCAAACCAGUCGUGUUCUCAGUUGGGGCAGUGCCCGUCCUCUCCAAAGAGGCCACGUCGGGGAAGAAGGGCCACCAUUUCAGCCAGGUGAAGACCCCACACAACCCCUUGGACUCCAGCGCCCCCCUGAUAAAGAAGGGGAAGCAGAGGGAGAUCCCCAAGGCCAAGAAGCCGACCUCGUUGAAGAAGAUCAUUUUGAAAGAACGGCAGGAGAGAAAGCAGCAGCGUCUCCAAGAAAAUGCUGUGAGCCCAGCUUUUGCCAGUGACGAUGCGCAAGACCCAGAGAGCGGUGAAGAGCUGGCGCUCGAGCAGGCUGAGCCCUUAGCUCCAGGAGGAGAAGAAGUGUCAGUGUGUCCCACUCCUGUGUUGAUGAACAAGUCAGAAGAGCCACUGGGAGCUGAGAUCCACAAGGAGGCGGAGACCUCCCACCUGGCCCCUGAUAACACCAGCUGCCCCAAGAUCCACAGCCGGAGAUUCAGGGAUUACUGCAGCCAGGUGCUCAGUAAAGAAGUUGACGCCUGUGUUACGGAUCUGCUGAAAGAGCUGGUCCGUUUCCAAGACCGCAUGUACCAGAAAGAUCCCGUCAAGGCCAAGGCCAAACGGCGGCUUGUGCUGGGGCUGAGGGAGGUGCUCAAACACCUGAGGCUCAGAAAGCUCAAGUGCGUCAUCAUCUCUCCCAACUGUGAGAAGAUACAGUCGAAAGGCGGGCUGGACGACACCCUGCACACCAUCAUCGAUUACGCCUGCAUACAGAACAUUCCCUUCGUGUUUGCUCUGAACCGCAAAGCUCUGGGGCGCAGUGUGAACAAAGCGGUCCCUGUCAGCGUGGUGGGGAUCUUCAGCUACGCUGGGGCGCAGGACCAGUUCCACAGGAUGGUCGAGCUGACAAUGGCCGCGCGGCAGGCGUACAAGACCAUGCUGGAGAACGUGCGCCAGGAGCUGGCGGGAGAGCCCGGGCCCCAGGCCCCUAGCGGGCCACCUGCACAGGGCCCCAGCUGCUCUGCAGAAGACGGUCCCCUGGCUCCUGCCAGGGCAGAAGAGCCACCCUACAUUGAAAUCUGGAGAAAACAUCUGGAAGCGUACAGUCAGUAUGCCCUGGAGCUAGAAGAAUCGCUGGAGGCUUCAACAUCUCAGAUGAUGAACUUGAAUUUAUAAGAAGACUUCUUUUGUGUAUUUGUAUAUUUGGGAUAAGGAGGGGGAGAUUUGAAAGACUUUGGGGCCCUUAGUUCUUCAUUGUUGACCUAAUGUCUGUAAUGCCAUUUGAUUGGGAAGUCGCCCCGUGUGAAGGGCACGGGAAGCAGGCUUUGUGGCAGCCAAAGCUGCGAGUCCCAUGAACGGGCACUUGAGCAUGCUGAUGGAAAACUUUCGUAAAAGCCUUCAGACACAGCGUUGGCCCUCUGAGCACAUUGUGAGUCUGGAAAACACUGGAAACUACUCCAAGUCAUCUGCUGCUGAAGAAGAAUCCUGCCUAUUGCAGAAUAGCUGAACCAAAUUCGUUGGUUAGCAGAAAACGUGUGAUGGGGCUGAGUUCUCUCAGUCCCGGUGACCCAGACCAGCCCUGCACAGAGCCAGUGUCAGAGCAGGAGGGUGGGGAGGACCCCUUCUCAGGACAUGGCCUUUCAGCCAAAAGAUGUGGGCGAUAUUUAGAGUGUUUGCUAAAAUGAACAGAAAUUAUCUUUGACACUUUAGUCUUUAUUUUCCAAGGAAACAAUGUAUAUUAGUUACUAAAUUUCAGUUUUGAUAAUCUACAAAUCUUUUCUUUCUUUUGGGAAUGAAAAUACUCUAAAUUAUUUCUUUCGAGAGGCCUGGAGGGGAGUUUACUUUUGUACUUCCCUGUAAGUAAGAAUGCUUAUUUAUUUUGAAUAAAGAUUAUUUAAUUUAUCUGGA
Molecule: messenger RNA, 3442 nt
Organism: Rhinolophus ferrumequinum (greater horseshoe bat)
Lineage: Eukaryota; Metazoa; Chordata; Mammalia; Chiroptera; Rhinolophidae
Gene: SECISBP2
Product: SECIS binding protein 2
Exons: 17
Coding region: 122-2710 (862 amino acids)
Biological process (GO): selenocysteine incorporation
Cellular component (GO): ribonucleoprotein complex
Molecular function (GO): selenocysteine insertion sequence binding; ribonucleoprotein complex binding; mRNA 3'-UTR binding
Source: RefSeq, a predicted model, not a curated record